GGGAACAUGGAAGGACUCGGGGCCAAAGCAUUUUCAGUUUGUUGCUGCGUAGUGCUAGAGGUAACUUCGUUCCACGCGCUAGAAUCGUGAAUGCUUCGGCUGUUUAACGGCUGAUGCCAGUCUAAUCUACUGUCACGCGGUGCCCUGUCAUUCACGGAACCUGAGACACGUUCCGCCUUGCGUCCUGCUUCGCCCCCUAGUCAGAACUCAGCGGCCAUGCAGGAGAACGCUUUCACGUGCUGCCACUGUAAAAGGACCUCCAUUUUAACGUCAAAAGCUUCUCACACCGCGGUCCUCGUUAAGUGUCCACACUGCAACAGAAAGUCUAGGACGAAAGACGUCCCUUGCCACUUCUUCUUCGUUGGGAUCACCCUCACUUUGGUCAGCAUUGGUAUUUCAGUGGCCAUCUUGUUACUAACACACUUUGCGUUCGUUAUUGUUUCGGUUGGCUUAUUUUGUGUCGGCCUCCGCUAUUUAAUUGUGGCUAUCAGAAUGAGCUGUGUGCCCAAGAGCGACUUCUACAUCGAAGAGUCUCGUGAUGUCCUAGCUUAAGUGCGCCCGCCCACCCUGAAAACCUUGCAAACUAUUUUAGACCCUACAAAGAAAUGUAGAGCUACAUUUCUUUGUAGGGUCUAAAAUAGUUUUUUUUGGAGUAUUUUCAGCAUAGGGCCUACAUAAGCUUGUGAAGAAAAUACUUCGUAAUUAACGAACUAUUUCUCCGUACAGCAAACUUAAUAGUUUAUGCUCAUAAAAUAUUUUGUUCUCAAAAUACUUAAGCGUUUAAGGUUUUAAGCGUGCUAAUAAAUGCAAUAGUAUGGUCA
Molecule: messenger RNA, 821 nt
Organism: Thrips palmi
Lineage: Eukaryota; Metazoa; Arthropoda; Insecta; Thysanoptera; Thripidae
Exons: 6
Coding region: 217-552 (111 amino acids)
Source: RefSeq, a predicted model, not a curated record